AUGAGUACUACUGUUGUAGCGGUCCCUAGCCAGAGCGGCCUCCUCACCGCCCCAGGACAGCCGAGCGUGACUGUCGCCGCAACGAGCUCUACUACGGCGUCGGGUAGUACGGCAGCCCAGUCACUGUCGAUAGCGCAGAUUGCAGGGAUAUCGGCCGCUGCGGUCGCUGCUGUUGCUAUAACAGUCGGCCUUCUUUGUCUACUGGCAUGUCUCCAGCGACGCGACAAGCAUGCCGACGAGCCUCGCAGUGAGAAACCAGUUGGAAAUCACCGGAAAGCUUCCCCAAACUAUCUGCCGCCACCGCCAAAAGACACUGUCAAAGGCCCAGACGACGGUCUUGGCAGCGCUGGCGCAACGUCGAUUCAGCAUCGUCAACCUAAUCAUAAGCCAACGGAGCCGCAAUGGAGUUGGCAGCAAUCUAACGUGGAUCCACAAGCUAUCGGCGUUGCGCUCAGUCCAGAAAUCAGGCACUCACAUUCUCCAGCUAGCGUUGCGAGCGUAAGAACUGUGUCUAAGCUCCUGCCGGACAAGCCGGACCCAGCACCGCCGGCUGCAGCAGUAGUAUCUCAACGGCCGCCGAGCGAGAUGACGGUUUUCGAAGAAGACAGGCCUAUUCGAAAGUCCAUAUUCCCAGAGAAAUACGUGCCGCCAUCUCAUCACCGACUUUCCAAAGCGCUCAACACGUCCCAAACCCCUCAGUACUUGGAUAAAUACACAGUCAGCCCCGAAGACGUCCGAAGACCAUCUCUCACACUAGUGGUUCCUGGUCAUCGGCCCAGGACCUAUGCGAAUGUUGUUCCAGCGCCGCUCAGGCUUUCGAACCAGCCUCAACAAUUUUCUCCGCCUAGCAGAUCCGGAACUGAUACUACUUUCAGCGAGAGUCCCGCCAAUUCAUCCAUUGUGCCCAUCAGCGAAGCUGGAGGUAGUGCAGAUUAUAUUCCUGACUACUACACGGCUUCGGAAGCUACAUUGACUGUGUCCGCGCCGACGUCGAGACCUACAACUGCCGACUGUUCAGACCGCUAUGUCCCGUACAAGAAGCCGCCGAGGACAGUGUCAAGGGCGACACGAGACUCUUGCGCUUCAGAAACAUCCUUCGAGUCCGCCGACCCGCAUGAUCCAACGCCUGAAGAGGAGAACGACAAGCAGCUAUCACCGGUGGCAGAAUCGCCCAUCUCCAAACUCAGAUAUCCAAAGGUACCGCGCGCCUCGAACCAGGCUGUGCCUAGGAGUCCCAGAAGCCCACGGAGCCCGAAGCAACCACAGCACCAGGAUUCUCACCCGCCUACACUGCUUGCCAAGCGUCGAGGAGAUCUUGCGGCCCACGAUCUCGAAAAGCGACUCUGGAUCACCAACUCGAAUUCCGCAAGCAUGAGCUCACACGCCCGAGGCACCAGCAAUGCCACCAACAGUACUAGAGGGCAUCGGCAGACGAACAGCAAUGAUGCUCUUGAUCAAUUCCUCAACGGCCAGUACUCUCGGUAUCAAGCCGCCAAGACUCGAGUUGCUCACCGCCACAGCCAUGGCCAGUCCUCAAAUGCUGGCAGUGUGGAGUUGCAAUGGAACGGCCAGAAGAGUCCUGGUAUGGAGAUGCUUGUGAAAAGUCCCCUGUGGGCGCCAAAACUGACUCCGACGAAGCGAGGAGACGACCUGUUCAUCUCUGUAACUUGA
This is a messenger RNA of Coniosporium apollinis CBS 100218, 1671 nucleotides long. RefSeq lists its product as uncharacterized. The coding region runs from base 1 to 1671 and encodes 556 amino acids. The transcript has a single exon. Lineage: Eukaryota; Fungi; Ascomycota; Dothideomycetes. The record is from RefSeq and is a predicted model, not a curated record.